AUGCUUCUUCACUCGAAAACAUUCCUUGCUUUCCUCUCCACCUUCACCUUCCUCAUCCACCUCUCAAAAGCACAAGUAACGAUCUACGCAGAGUUUGGCGUCCCCAUCGGCGAACAGCCCCCACCUUGUAUCGGUGCAGUACCAUGCGACGGGAGGGUUUUAGAACCUAUUGGACCUGAGAACAAGACUAUCUUGCCUGAAAACAAGACUAUCGGAGCUGAGAACAAGUCUAACAAGACUAUUACGAAUGAGAAUGAGAAUAACACUGUGGAGAAUAUCAUACCGGUACAGUUGUAUAGUGGGUAUAUGGAGGGUUUGUCGAUGGGUGUUCCGGGACAUUUUUUUGGGUUUUCGUUGGAGUUGAGUGUUGUUAAUCGACUGCCAGUUGGUGUCAAUCCUGCGCAGAUAGAUCCGAUAUUUAUGAACUUCAUGUCUACUGUCAUUUCGAGGUCGGAAAAUCUCUUCUUGCGAGUGGGUGGGAAUACGCAGGAGCAGUCUGUUCUCGUUCCGCAAGGAUUGGAGAAAGGGGCUAUGAUCGAGAAAGGGGCGGAUGAUAAUUCGAGGACUAACACACCCGCACUUCUCAUAUCUCCUUCGAUGAUCUACACCAUGGCCAAUAUAUCAAGCUUCCUACCGACAAUCCGAUGGUUCCUCGGUGCACCAUUCAACGAUACUCAAAGUCCUCGAAUGGAAAUGGCUGAACUAGGUCAACAAGUCCUAGGCGACAAGCUUAUAGGCCUGCAACUCGGGAACGAACCAGACUUGUACUUCCAAAACGGUCUACGCGAUCCGACUUAUAACACUACGCAAUAUGACGCGGACUGGGGUGAGAUAUUGAAUGAUUACGUGCAGAACCCGAAUAUCAAGAAUAAUUCGAUGUUCCUUGCGCCGAGUGUAUGUUGUGGGUAUACUAUUGGGUGGACGAUGGAGCAGGUUUGGGAGACGGGGUUUUUGGAUCAUUAUAAAGAUCAUUUGGCAUAUAUCUCUGCGCAGCACUACCCUGCGGACAACUGCAACGGCUCGGCACAUUACGAUCCACAGAUUUUCUUACCAACGAUAUAUCUCAACCAUCAUAUGAUCCAGAAAGAAAGCCAUGGAUAUCUAAAUAGUACAACGAUUGCGCAGAGUCUUGGGAAACCGUUCUUGCUGUUCGAGACGAAUACGGCGUCGUGCGGUGGUUAUUCCGGUUUGAGCGACUCGUUUGCUGCUUCGCUGUGGGCGGUUGAUUAUGCGCUCACUUUCGCAUACGGAAAUGUUUCUCAUGCGUUGUUCCAUGUUGGUGGGGAAAGCGAUUAUUAUAAUCCCUUCACGCCACCCACAACCAACCAAACUCGUUUCCGACAAUGGACAGCCGGGUCAACCUUCUACGCUGCACUCGUCGUCGCAGAGGCACUCGGAACAACAGGUACCGCACGUGUCGUAGACCUCUUCAUGAAUAACAACUCCGAAAUCACUCCCGGAUUCGUUAUUUUCGAGGAUUCUGAACCUGCGCGUGUGGUGUUGAUGAAUUUUCUUACGGACACUAGUGGUGCGUCGAAUUAUACGGCGUAUGUUAGUGUUGGAGGGAAGUUGGCUGGGCAGCCGAAUGCUACGCCUGCUAGUGUUCAGGUCAAAUAUCUGCUGUCUGACUCCGUAUCCGAAAAGUUCAAUAUUACGUGGGCUGGUCAAACUUUCGGCGGCCCGUUCGAAUCAGACGGCCGCCUCCGCGGUGAAGAAAUUAUCUACACAUACGCAUGCGACCAAGCAAACAACAUCUGUGCCAUACCCGUCCCGGCGCCCGGCCUUGCACUUGUCUUCCUAAACUCGGAUGCAACGAGUGAGUCAGCGCCGAAGACGACGCAGACUUUCGCUACGACUACUACUGCUACUGGAGCUCCGAACACUGCAACGGUUGCUCAAGUUAUUUUGGCGACGUCGAACGGGCGUGGAGGCGGGAAGUGGACUGGCUUCGGAGCAACGAGCUGGGGAAGUGCAUCAAAUGGCGCCCUUGGUAAUUCCGCAUUGCUAUCAUCCGCUACUACCAUGCUUCUGGGUGUAUUCAUCGUUGCAAUUGCCAUCCUUGCUAGUGCUUCACUCGGCUAG
Messenger RNA from Fomitiporia mediterranea MF3/22, 2082 nucleotides. RefSeq lists its product as uncharacterized. NCBI's taxonomy places the organism in Eukaryota, Fungi, Basidiomycota, Agaricomycetes, Hymenochaetales, Hymenochaetaceae. The record is from RefSeq and is a predicted model, not a curated record. The transcript has 8 exons. The coding region runs from base 1 to 2082 and encodes 693 amino acids.